UAUGGGAAGAGUUCUCGCCGCUGAGAUUUCAAUACAAAUCUCGGGGACACGUGCACAUCGAGCUGCUGUUCGCACGCCGUGCUCACGGCGAUGGUGAACCGUUCGAUGGCAAAGGUCAAAUUCUAGCGCACGCAUUCUUUCCGAGAUUUGGUGGUGAUGUGCAUUUUGAUGAGGAGGAAUUAUGGAGUCCGAAUAAGAGAAUCGAGGAUGAUGAGGAUGAACCGGAUAUUUGCGCUGAUGCUACCAUUGACGCUAUCACUAUCAUUGGAAACGGAUCUGCAUAUGCUUUUAAAGGUAUCAUCCAGUUGAAUCUGAGACAUUUCCAUGCGUUCAGCUGA
Messenger RNA from Anisakis simplex (herring worm), 338 nucleotides. Lineage: Eukaryota; Metazoa; Nematoda; Chromadorea; Rhabditida; Anisakidae. The record is from the annotation of a GenBank genome assembly.